Ogataea angusta is the source of this 1368-nucleotide messenger RNA. RefSeq lists its product as uncharacterized. The coding region runs from base 1 to 1368 and encodes 455 amino acids. The transcript has a single exon. NCBI's taxonomy places the organism in Eukaryota, Fungi, Ascomycota, Pichiomycetes, Pichiales, Pichiaceae. The record is from RefSeq and is a predicted model, not a curated record. Gene Ontology annotation, biological process: rRNA processing; DNA-templated DNA replication. Gene Ontology annotation, cellular component: nuclear pre-replicative complex. Gene Ontology annotation, molecular function: protein binding.
AUGGACGAGCUUCUGUUCUACAACUCUGUUGGCGACGCUUCCAAAAAACACUCUACCUCAUUUGGCUUUUUGUCUAGUAUUCACUCGUCACAGCAUAUUGGUCAAUAUCGCCAAUGUUACUCGAACGUUAACGGCACAGCUCUCACUGGAGUUGGUGGUGAGCACAAGGUUAUUGUCGCAUGCAAGGGCAAGGCGCUCAUCCAUGUAUACUUACAUGGAAAAGAAUCGCCAGAACAGACCAUUCCUUUGCCAGAGGAAAUCAGCUGUCUUGAAAUCUGUCCACAUCCAGACUCUGAAAGAUCGUGGCUUUUGGUUGCAGGAGCAAUGAGCGGUCGCUUGUACGUCUGGGAACUUGACUCGGGCCUCUUGCUUACAGUGAAAGAGAGCCAUUAUCAGUCUGUCGGAGUCAUCAAGUACUCGAAAGGCUAUAUUGCGAGUGGAGGAGCAGAUUCCAGAAUUGUCGUUUGGAAAGUUCUGGACAUGCUGACCGACUCUCAUAAACCUUAUGCUAUAUUCACUGAUCACACUUUACCGGUUACUGAUAUAUUGAUAAAUUCCGGGCUCAUCAAUGACAUAAAGCUCUGGUCUGUCUCCACAGACCAGACUGUGCGCUGCUACGAUUUGACUUCUUUGGCUUUGGUGACAACAUUUGUCGCACAGCAACCCAUCCAAUCCAUUGCAGCAGACCCGGCAUUUAGAUGUCUAUAUAUUGGACUCGCAAACGGAACCAUACGGGUGAUAAAUCUGUUUCAAGCACAUCCACAAACACAGAUAUGGGAGCAAGUUGGUGGUUUUGGCAAGAUCAUCACCUUGAAAGACGACAUAGAGCUGCGCGAAACUUUCACCAACCAUCAGACAGGAGAAAACCCAGUGACCAAAAUAUCAGUCUCGUUCGACGGCACACAGAUUGUUACUGGCGAUAGCAAUGGCAAAGUACUAGUUUUGGACGUGGCUACGAAACAAACUGUGCGCACCUUAAAACAGCUUGCUGGGCCCGUCUCAACUCUGAAACUAUUUAGAAUGGAGGCUAAUGUUGUCAGUAACUCUGCACUGAAGACUGCUGUGCGGACAAUUCCCGUUCUCAAAAGAAACCUUGUUGAGGACUCGGACCUUCGAAAACAUGAGGUUCAUAGAAAAUUCACUGAUUCUCAGAGUCCUCAACAGCUUGACCUUGAUAAAUUUUUAGACACUGUCAAAUCAGAACAGAAGUGGUUCUCCAACUUCACGGGUGUUGACUCGACUGUCAAGCAAAACAAAGAAAAUUUGAGAUCCGAGUUGGAAGAGCUGAAACAUUCAUAUGCAAGCAUGAAAUCCAAAUACGAUGCACUCUAUGAGGAACACUCUAAGUUGCUGAUGAAUAGUGAAUAG